AUGGCUCCGCCACCUGCAGUGCCGGAAGCGGACCACCAGGACGACGACGACGGCAUCCCGGAAGGGACCGGGGUAGACCUGAGAGUGGCGGUACGUAGGCUCAAGGCCAGGAAUACCGCGCCAGGACCCGAUGGCUUGCCUGGCAAAGACUGGGUCCUGGCCUCGGAGGCUCUCGGGCCCCGACUGGAGGGGCUCUUAAGCGCAUGCUUGGAGAGAGGCCAAUUCCCGCUUCGUUGGAAGACGGGGAAGCUGGUCCUCAUUCGGAAGCCGGGGCGCCCUGCGGACUCUCCGUCCGCAUACCGGCCCGUGGUGCUGCUCGACGAGGUGGGCAAGCUCUUUGAAAGAGUCAUUGUAAACCGCCUCGCCGAGCACCUUGCGGGAACGGGAACGGAUCUUGCGGAACACCAGUUUGGUUUCCGCAAGAGGCGCUCUACGGUGGACGCCAUCAUGCGCGUGAGAGCCCUCACGACGGGUGAUGCAGUGGCCAGGGGGGGGGGUUGUUUUGGCGGUGUCUCUUGA
Molecule: messenger RNA, 519 nt
Organism: Parnassius mnemosyne (clouded apollo)
Lineage: Eukaryota; Metazoa; Arthropoda; Insecta; Lepidoptera; Papilionidae
Source: the annotation of a GenBank genome assembly